GUUCAUUAUCGAGGACGAGUGCAUUGUUCAGAACGUGUCGAGCAGCUCCCAAUCUGGCCUUGAACGCUCGCCAUUCUCCGACUUAGGGUCACAUCUUGAUAGUUUUGGAGAUUAUACGAGAUUGCGACAAGGUAGAAGCUCGCGCAAGGAAGAGGAAGCGGGCUCGAAUGGAACACAAGGUACUUUGUUGGCCCUUCCUCACCACACCACACUGAAGCGUAUAACACGGCGAACAUCCACCCUCUCGAGGCUCACUGCUACACCCUUAUCACACCGACAAUCACAACGCUGCGCAAUUCUGCAAGAUGCAAUUUACUUCUACAUCUCUCCUUUUCGCGAGCGUCGCUAUGCUCGCAGCAGCGAAGCCUGCCCCCCAAGGCUUCAAUCUUGGAGAAAGCAAGUUCUUCAACGCCCCAACGAGACAGAGCUGCAACGACGUUCCAGGCGGCAAUGGGUACUACUGCGACGCGGCAGCGAACUUGUACUACUGUACGGCUGGAUAUCGUCAACUUUGUCAGAGGUGCGGUCAAGCCACGAGCUUCGACCAGCCAAGUGGCUGCACGGCUUCGAACAGUGGAGAGGCGGGUAACUGCUAUGGAACGAGCGCUGCUGCGAAACAAUGCUAGAUGCGCGGGACGGCGGAGAGGCGCUGUCGUGCAGGCACUUGGGCUGCACAAGAGCUGAGACUCGCGGCUUGCUGAUGCAGGACGGCUGGGGCUUUGGCCUUCGCGCAGAUACCCGAGCGUAAAGAGCUGAGAAGCAUUCACGCGUUGUGCAUCAAUUGGGCCGGAGAUGUUUUGUCAAACAGCGAUGCUCAAUGACAGUCACUCGUCGCGAAGAAGGUCAUGUACAUCGAUCCUUAUACAUCGCAUUUGGAGAACCAUUCGCACAAUAGCCAAUCUUUCCACCUUGCUCUUUACACUUCUGGGGCAUAAGCUACA
Molecule: messenger RNA, 941 nt
Organism: Cercospora beticola
Lineage: Eukaryota; Fungi; Ascomycota; Dothideomycetes; Mycosphaerellales; Mycosphaerellaceae
Source: RefSeq, a predicted model, not a curated record